Polypterus senegalus (gray bichir) is the source of this 1097-nucleotide messenger RNA. Its product is annotated as E3 SUMO-protein ligase ZBED1-like. Lineage: Eukaryota; Metazoa; Chordata; Cladistia; Polypteriformes; Polypteridae. Gene Ontology annotation, molecular function: DNA binding; protein dimerization activity. The record is from RefSeq and is a predicted model, not a curated record. The coding region runs from base 280 to 1008 and encodes 242 amino acids. The transcript has a single exon.
UUCAAAUAAACACAGAUGCUGUUGGCUUUCCAGUAGGGGUGUAACGGUUCACAUGGAUGUAUUGAACCGUUUCGGUUUUGCAUGUUCGGUUCGGUCCACUUACGUACCGUUUCGGUUAUAUUUUAUGCAUUUUUUCUCAUUAAAUCUAUUACUAGUGCGAUCUAAGCACCCCAAGCGGAACUAAAGUCUUGGGUGAGUUUCCGCACGGACGCCUCUGAGUGUCGGACACUGGAUGAGGGAGAGGCGCGCCAGUAGCUCGCAGACGUGGCAAAUGGGGUUAUGGCAAAUGCAAGCGAGAAGCCUGAGCUGGAAGACCCUCCCAGCUCAUUACGUUCUCCUGUCUGGGAACACUUUGGCUUCCCCGUUAAAGUUACCGAUGGACAACGGCAAGUGGAUAAAUCCAAAGUUGUUUGUCGACAUUGUUCCACCACGGAGAUCGGGUACGCUGCAGGAAACACGUCUAAUAUGUUAACACACUUAAAACGACACCAUCCAUCUGUGAAUGUUUCCUCUACAAGAAAGAAAACCAGCUUGGUGCAAACAGUAACACCGAUAACUUCAGCUUUUAAACAACAUCUAGCGAGCAACUCUGACCGGGCCAAAGCAAUAACACAUGGUAUUGGAGUCUUCAUAGCUACGGGAUUACGUCAAUAUUCAGUUGUUGAGAACGCUGGCUUUAAGUAUAUGAUUAAAGUUCUUGAGCCUCGCUACGAAAUACCAUCACGUCCUCACUUUAGUCAGCAGGUCCAAGAAGAAGUCAGUAAGUACAGAGCUUCAGGGUGCCUUUCCCUUGAAGCUGAUCCUCUUCUUUGGUGGAAUGGCAAUGAGGCUACAUACCCACACAUAGCAAAACUCGCAAAGCGUUACCUCUGUAUUCCAGCUACCUCUGUUGCUAGUGAACGGGUCUUCUCCACUGCUGGAGAUAUUGUCACUGCAACCAGAUCUGUGCUUUCUGCAGAAAAUGUGGAUAAAUUAAUCUUUCUAGCCAAAAACUUUAAGCUUGAAUAGUUUUAUUUGUCAUAUUCAGGCUGUUGCGGCUACAUGUUCAAAGUUUACAUUUGUUACUUGUUUAUUUAAAUUGUUACAAUAGUUUUAAA